AUGAAUGUGCUAGCUUUCGAACCUGACGGUCGCCCGAUCGCAUUUCCCACUUGGCUUGACGAUCUGCAGCUUUUCCUUCUGACUGAUGCCAAAGAUGGUGUCUCGCUUUUCGACUACGCCACUGGCACUGCCGCUGCUCCUGCUGACAGUGCUCCUGCUGUAGACCGCUCACAGUGGCUGACUCGCGAUGCUGCUGCGCGCCUUGCUAUCCGCAACCAUCUGCCGAUCGCUGAGCGCGCGCAUUUCAGUCAGCACAAAACUGCCAAGGCACUUUAUGACGCAGUAGUUGCACGCUACUCCUCCCCAGCCACUGCUGCAGUAGGAGGCCUUAUCCUGCCCUACCUGUCCCCUGACCUGUCCUCCUUCCCCACUGCUGCGGACUUGAUUACUCACCUUCGCGAUAGUGAGGCCCGCUUUAACGCCACUCUUAAGGACGAGUUCCGUGCCAAGAACCCCCCUUCACUCUACUUUACCCUCUACCUCCUCGUCACCCGCCUCCCUGACACCCUUAGCACAGUCAGGGACCACUUCCUCGCCAUCGACGCCCCCGAGAUCACCCUGGACGACUUCGAGCGGCAGCUUCACGCAGCAGAGAAGAAUCUCCUAGCUGUCGGUGCCGCUCGAGGCACUCCCCGCACUCCCCUCUUUGAGGGGUGCUCCCCCUCCCCCCUCGCCCCCUCGUACGCCUCGGUUGCUACUCCCGUUGACCUUCCUGGUGCUGAGAAGGUCGCCACUGCUUCCGCUCCUAGUGGGAAGCGCGGCGGGGGCCGGGGCGGCAAGGGGGGCAGGGGUGGUGGGGGUGGGGGUGGGGGGAGCGAUGGUGGGGGCGGUGGGGGUGGUGGGGGGGUGGAGGUGGUCGUGGGGGUGGUGGAGGUGGCAGCGGCGGCAAGGGGGGAGGAGGCGGUGGUGGUGGGGGUGGUGGUGGAGGCGGGAGUGGGACCGGCCAGCAGCAGCAGCAGAGGCAGCAGCAGCAGCAGCAGCGCCAGACCCCCUCCUCUCAGCAGCUUCAUGACUGGUAUGCUGGGCGUGGGGCGUCUGGGGGUUCUGGUCGCUGCCCCUAUCGACGCCUGGCGCGCCAAGUUCCCUGAUGCCACUGAGUUCCCCAACUGGGCUGAUCUGCUUAGGCGUGAUGUCAAUGUCUAUGAUCUUGACUAUGAUGCAAUCCUUGCUGCCAUGUAUGCAUUGACUGUUAGUGCUGAGGGUGACUGCUACUUGUGCGUUCCACCUGGCCCAGGAAUAGAGACUGCAGCCCUAGGUGCUCGUGCGUCUGACCCCUCUGGUACUGCGUCCGCGCAGGCUUUGCACACGUUUACACUUGACUCUGGUGCUUCUCGCUGUUUCUUUCGCGACAGCACCGCAGUCACCCCCCUCCCUGCACCUGUUCCUGUCUCGCUGGCUGACCCCUCUGGGGGCCCAGUGCUUGCACGUGCCACGACUGUGCUUCCGUGCCCAGCGGUCCCGUCUGCGUGUGGCGAUCUGUACCUGCUCCAAGACUGGCCGCCACCUGGCCACGUUCACCCGUGA
Closterium sp. Yama58-4 is the source of this 1524-nucleotide messenger RNA. Lineage: Eukaryota; Viridiplantae; Streptophyta; Zygnematophyceae; Desmidiales; Closteriaceae. The record is from the annotation of a GenBank genome assembly.